Molecule: messenger RNA, 1134 nt
Organism: Prorocentrum cordatum
Lineage: Eukaryota; Dinophyceae; Prorocentrales; Prorocentraceae
Source: the annotation of a GenBank genome assembly
AUGGCGAAGUUGUGCGCCACGGCCCGCUUGGCACUGGGCCUGGUUGCGGUGGCGGCGGCCGCGGACGAGCAAACGUGCGCGGACGGCGGCGACAGCUCUCCGGUUUCGCAGGAUGGGUCCUCUGGAGCCCCUUCCAGCCUCGGCCAGAAAGGCGGUUCGAAUGCCCGCGUGCCGAUGAAGACCGACUCAGAUUCAGGGUUCCACGCACGCCUGGACAGGUCAAUCUGGGCGGAGCAGCUGAAGCGCAGUGUUGCCGAUGGCGCGAAGCACAGUUGCGAGUCGGACGUCGUUUCAUCAGCGUUCAACAGGCCAAUAGGGCUCGGCAAUCGCAUCCACACCUUCGCGGCCCACUUGCUCCUUGCAGUGUACGGUGGUCACUCGUUCUCCAUUUUCAACGACACCAGCACCGGCAAGGACGACAUGACAAGAAUCUGGGCAAUGCACUUCGAGAACAGCGCUGGGUUUUCGUUCUGCAGGGGUGACCCGCCCCCUCUUGGAAACAAAGUCAAGUUGGACUGGGAUUUCUUGAACGGCCAUUUGUCAACGGUGGACCGGGAGUACCAGGAUGAUUUCAAGCGUUUCUUGUACCCACUCGUUUGGACGGUCAAUUCGAACACGUGGAACCGUGUUCACACGGAGUGGCGCAAGGCGGGAUUGGACGUGAGUCGUCCAUAUGUGGGUGUGCAUCUGCGCCGAGGCGACAAGUUCACCGAAGCGAGCCCAGUUGAGAUUGGUGCCUAUGCGGACGCCAUCCGCCCAUGGCUUGAAUCAUCUAAUUCCGGUGGACGUGCCAGGCAAGGCGCGUCGUUGAAAGAUGUUGUGGGAGAGGAGCUCGGAGCGAGGAAGAUCGAGCAGGUUUUCCUCUGCAGCGACGACGAGCUCGCAGCGGAGGAGCUCCAGACGGCUUUGGGCAAUCGGGUCCGCAUUGUCACGCCCAACGCCCGGCCUUCUGACACCAAAACACGCAGCUACGACUCCGAGGAGAGCAUACUGGGCGUGAUCACCGCGGUCGAAGGCCUGCGCCGCGCGCACGUGUUCGUGGGUACGGCCAGCAGCAACCUCGGGCGCCUCGUGUUCUUUCUCAGGCCGAAGGGCAGCAGAGCCAUCAGCUUGGACCGGGGAGGCCAAUGGUAG